Molecule: messenger RNA, 8513 nt
Organism: Haliotis rufescens (red abalone)
Lineage: Eukaryota; Metazoa; Mollusca; Gastropoda; Lepetellida; Haliotidae
Product: RING finger protein 150-like
Exons: 6
Coding region: 150-1550 (466 amino acids)
Source: RefSeq, a predicted model, not a curated record
AAACACUGCAGAGCGAGGACGAGGGAGGUCACAUCUCUGUAUUACGUAUGUUUUGACAAAUUCCUCGCAUUUGGAACACAUUUGCGCUUGGCGGUUGAGAAAGUAGCUUCGUUUUUCAAUGUUUUAAACAACAACCACUUCUCAUCACAAUGUGUGAUUGCAGAAGGAAAGGAACAGCUUUUGAAUUUAUUCCUGGAACAACCGCCUGCCAUCAAAUAUGGCUACCAAAGACACAUCUCAUCUUCAAGAUGAUCAUAAUGGUUCUGUUGCUAUCACCGAAACUUGCUUUGUCGGAAGAUUACCACUCGUCGACGACCGAUUCGUACUAUGAGGCGUUUAUAAAUAUAACGUACAAAAUAAAAGCAACGAACGAGACCCGUAAUUUUAAGAGUGACAAGGGGAGAUUCGGAGUCGCAGUGAAGUCUGCAAGGCUGAAGGUGGAGCCAGAGAGUGGUGUCGUCGUCGUCGUUAAAACAGUUUUAGGCAAAAACGAUGGAUGUGGUGACUAUAAUGUGACAAUUCCUCAGGUGAAAUGGAUCGCAUUGAUUGCCCGUGGAGAAUGUUCCUUUUCAAAGAAGAUCACCAAUGCUAUGAAGUAUAAUGCUUCCGCAGUCGUUGUCUACAACGAUAAGAAGGACGAGAAGAGUUUGCAUGUCAUGGAACAUGAUGUUGAAGGGGCCAUCGCCAUUUCAAUUCCAUACAGCGAGGGUAAUACAAUAGCUGGCUUCCUUGACACGGCUUACAAUGUGACCAUGCAAAUCACUGUCGGUGCAAAGACAAGCAGGGACAGCAGCACUGAUAAGAACCCAAGCAAGACUUCAGUAGUAUUUGUAUCUGUCUCUUUUAUUGUGCUGAUGAUUAUCUCCCUUGCGUGGCUCGUCUUCUACUAUAUCCAGCGGUUCCGCUAUGCUCAUGCAAAGGAACGACUUGCAAGGCGACUAGCAAGUGCUGCAAAGAAAGCCAUUGCCAAGAUUCCACAAAAGACUGUGAAGAAUGGAGAUAAGGAAAUGGGCACUGACUUUGACCAGUGUGCUGUAUGCAUUGAAGGAUACAAGGCGCAUGAUGUCAUUAGGACGCUUCCUUGCAAGCAUGUAUUUCAUAAAUCCUGUGUGGAUCCAUGGUUGCUGGAUCAGCGAAGUUGCCCCAUGUGUAAAUUAGAUAUACUCCGAGCUUAUGGGAUGCAUGUCGGCGGCAGCGAGGACAGUGUACACCCUGAUGGGGAGAGUGGCAACGCUAUGGGUCCUGUCGAGGAUAUUGAGCAGACUUCCGUGGGGGAUGAGCAGAGUGCAGACGGCGAGGUCAAGGUUCUCCUCCUUCCCCAGCACCUGUGUCUCCACCAUGGGGGUGAGACAAGCACCAGUGCUGGCAGGGCUAGUAUAGAUUCCAGUCACGUCACCUGUGAUCCAAGUGAAGACUGUGCUCAUUCCAGUGACUCUGAAUGUACCGAGCUUCAUUCGUUAAUGGAUCAUAUCGGGGCAGCAGGUGUAGAACCAUCGUGUACUGUAGUCAAUCAAAAAGACUCGGACACAGAAGGGGAUUUAUCAGUGUAGCCAGGAUGCGCUGAUCCGGUCUGUGAUAAGUGUUGGAUUCGGUGUUCCACAUUCCAACUUAGCCAUUGAGGAAACAGUGAAGAUAUUUCUAUCAAGGAACCUUUUGUGAUUAGCAUAAUCUGUGGAUUAAGUAGAUGUAGAUAUUGAAAGUGGUGGCAAUGAUGGAGUAAUGGCACAAGGCACCAUUGAAUGUAAGUGUCUGUUUCAUUCAGUGAAUCAGUUGUAAAUGGCAAGAAACUUGGCUCGAAGUCUCUAGACACUGCAGGUCUGUUGAGCAGGUUGUUGAUGAGAACUCUUUGACAGUAAACAGUAAAUAAUUCAGGAAAUUGCAACAUGCAGAUCUUAUAUAGCAAUCUAUGUGUAAGCAUCCAGAAGGAAGAUGAAGAAUGUAACUUUGUAAGAAAACAUUUUUUCUCUCUUUUUUCACUUUAGAAAACUUCGGUAAAUAAAUUGGUGUCUUUGUAUAAAACAUCAACGCUUUUGUAAAAAGGUGUUAUGCGAAAUUGAUUUUGACAAGUUGAUAGGUUAUCAGUAUAUAAUUCUUUAAACUAUCAUAGAGAUGAGCAUAAAGAUUUAGUUUGGUGCAAUUUUACUUAAAACUAUUAAAUUAUUUAGGUAGAUUGUGAGUUUACUAGUAUAUAGCUGGGUUGAAGUGCCUGCUCCAAGUUAAUGAAAGCAGAAUGCUUAAGAUCCUGGUGUCAAGCAGAGAGUAUCAAAUGACAUCACAUGGCAGUGAAUAUGGAAUCCAGCCCUAGUCGCAGACUAGAUGUACAAACAGAAUGCCAAAGACAAUGCAAGGUUGGUGGAGAACACAGUGACCUUGUAACAGGCUGGACAUAUAGAAUUGUUGCCAGAACUUGAUUGGUCCUUGCUGUUGAAAAUCUUUGAGUCGAUGGUGUGGAUAGUGGCACUUGGCCGUGAAGAGGAAAACUUCUGAAAAUGGUGUGGUUCUGAUUAUUCUGUAUAUGCCAUUUUCUGUGUCACCCUUCGUAAUUUGUAUAUAUUCGGAAUUAUGAUAUGUGGUUUGAACCAAAGUGUUUGUAAAGUCCUAUCCAGCCAUGUUUGGACAGAACUGUAAUUUUGAAUAGUAUUUCAGACUUUGAUUGUCCACGUCAGUUAUCGUCAUGACUUUAGUUGGAAUUGGUUGAUGCAUGUCAUCGUAUCCGGAUUUACAGUUCACCGGCAUAUGGCUGGAAUAUUGCUGAGUGUGGCAUUAAACAACAAACAACAACAGUUGGGGUUAUUAAGGUUACCCUCGAAUGGAAAGUGCCACUUUCAGGUUUUCUUCAGUAUGAUCACCAAAGCAGGAUCUGGCUAUGGUUUUACAAGUUCACCUGUUCUUUCAUCACUAAACACCAAGAAACAUUAACUAGCUAUGCUAUAGUCUGCUUCACAUUUUCACCUUUUCUUUGUUAUUUUUGCAAUGUUGUUGAAAUUGAUGUUCAAUGUUGACGUUGACAAUUUGUGAUUCGGUGUCACUCUUUCUGUUACGGUAUCUUUUACGAAUCAUUGACACUUAUCAUUCUUCCAUCACUUCUGUGAAUGUAGUCCUGUCUGUAGACAUUCAUGAUUGUUAAGUAUGAAGCAUGUACUUUGUUGUUUUAUAAGAAAACACCUUUUUCAAUCUCCUUCCUAUUGUAUUUCUUGAAUCUUUUUAUCUUGUAUGUAUUUCUUACAAGUGUGAGUGGCUGAUAACUCGCCCGAAACAAAUGAUUUGUUUGCAUUUACACUGAACAGAAAUGGUUGUCUCAAAAAACAAUCACCCAAUUUCUAUGACUUCUGUUUCAAACAUAUAUUAACCGACAACUUACACUACUCAACAUUUGCUAAGGAUAAAAAUAGUCACCUUUGCUCAAAGGUGUUGUCCAUAGCUAAAGUUGCCAUGUCAAUAUUGGAAACCUGCAUUUGAACAUUUAAGCAACUUUUUGUAAAUUUUCGAAUUUUAUUUCUGUCACAAAUGUGAGUUUUAUAUUAUUUCAAAUCUUAAAAAGUACUACACAAAACUUCUUAUAUUGUUCAGAUGCAAACAUGUCUUUGAGGAUAGCGAUAGUAACAUCUGUAAGAUGCAAACAUGUUUUUGAAGAUGGCGAUAGUCACUCAGUCAGUAGAUACCAUUGAUUGAAAGAAAUGCAGAAUUACCUUCAUGUGGUUGAAGUAAAACUCUCAAGUGAACAUGUUUGCUUUCACACCUUCACAGGGUAAUGACAGCUAUUCUACAUUAAGCAUGCUUCAAAAGCCCUCAUUGUUGUGGUGUUUCAAUGAUACUUAUGUCCCGUGUGUAAUCUCCAUUAUGUAGAUUUCAUUGAGUGUUCUUGAUGUUUAACACAAUAUUGAUCUUCUUUCAAAUGUGUAGGGGUUGUCUCAAAAACCAUCAUGUCAUUUUCUGAUUAUAAACUGUUCAUUCCGAGUUAAUUCAUACCUUACAUACAGUGUUAUGGUUGGAGGGACAACACAUCUUUCAUACCAAUACUACUGAAAUUAUAUCUGUACAAUUUCAUUUCAGCGAUGAGUUUUUGUAAUUUUUUUCUAUGUGUUUAGCACUGUAGAGAACACAAUGUACUAUUUGAUUAGUCAAAUUAUACCUGUAUUGGAAAUUAUAUUGAUAUUUUAAAUGACAUCUUUUAACAAAGAUGACAUGAGACCUUUUCAAACAACCUCUUUUGUUAACUUGGUUAAUACCUAAAGUGUUUAUACAGGGAGUGUAUGCUGAUGGCAUUUAUAGCAUACUGAAUGAUGGAGCAGUGUGAGGAUGCUUCAACUAGAUGCAGGAGACUUGAGAGAUAUCUGCUACAGAACUAUCCUUGUUGCUUUGUUGGAAGAAUGUUUAUGAUCAUGUUUAGUAUACUGUUUCAUUAUCAUAAUGCCCAAACACUUUCAGCGGAGGUGUAUCAAUGCAAUGGUUUAGAAUAUCUAUAGAUGGGUUACAUAACACAACACAAGUUUUUGAUAGGUUCCUAUUGACUGGUUGUUAUUGGAAAUAUCCUUAGGCUUUUGUUGAAUUUGGUAGUGAUAUAGAAGAAUGUCUUAUCAAAUAAGGUGAAAUCAUGACAGUGUUCUAGAUAAUUCGGCCAAAUCAUUUGAAAACAUGUUGUUUUCUAAUUUAUUCUGGACCGAUUUCUGUCGUGUUUCUAUGACAACUUCCAAGAUGCAAAUAAAGGCUGGAAACGUCUGUAUUAGGAUGACAACCAAUGUGAAGUUCUAACCCAAUAUGCCUUAGGAUGCAGGAAAUUAUAUCAAAACACUUUCUUUUCAAAGACACUUCUUUGUUUGUUUGUUUUUCUUUUAAAAAAAAUUCAUGAAAAUAUAGUUCAAGCAAAACUAUUAACCAUUUGAAAGCAUUAAGCAAACAUUGUCUCAUAUUGUUUAAGGGACAACUUUAGGCCUCACUGUUUUCAUUUCCUUGUUUGCAUACUACUUGCUUGGUUUGUAGAGUGAAAAUAUAGACAAAUGUGUGCAACUAUAUUCCACAAAAAAUGUAGAGCAGGCAGGCCAAUACAGGUGAGUAGAAAAUUCCUCUAGUUGAUAUAAAUGAAACAUUGUUGAUAUCUAGACAAUAAAAUCCAACCUUUGGCAGUGACGUAGAGUCAAUGACAGGAAGCAUUAUUCUAAAAGUGAGAAUGAUCGAUGAAGUGUUAUGAUUGCUUAGUAAUAAUAUUGGUGUUAAGUAAAAGUUUUUCUAAGUUGAUUUAUGAUAAUGUAUUUGCAGCUGAAGUUACAAAAAACAAACGUUUCUUAACAUCAUGCUGUCGUCAUGUGUUAGUCAUCCCACUGAGUGCUACUCCUGAUGAAUGAGGUCAGGUCAUUGUAUUGUUACACCCAGAGGCUCUGUUCAAUGGGUUGCACAUCUUUCAAGUGUAGUACUAGCAUUGACAGGUUCAGUUCAUCCCUUGCCAGUAGCAUGUGUCUGUCACAUCCCUCCCAUGUCACUCAUUUCCUAGACACCUCAACAGCUUAACCAUUUAGUUUUGUUGGGAGAGGGAAUCUUUUGUUAGAGACGGGAUAUAUUUCGGUCCCUAAUUGAACACAAUUUUUGUUUACUCCAGGAGUAGCUUAACACAAAAAUAAUUUCACCACACAUUUUUUUCUGGAUCUUCACCACUUGUUUGCUUUUGAAACAGGAGGCAAACUUAUUUUAUUGCAGUAUUUUGUGGAACAGAAUAUUUUAUAAAAUGCCCCUCACCUCACAGUUUUAUACAAUUGGCCUCUUAAGCUCUAACUUCCUACAAUUCCAUUAAAAAUAAUAACUUUCCUCCCUGUCAUUCAUAUAUUUAUCGUUUUGGCAUUAGGCAUUAUGUAUUCAGUCAUAAAGACAAUAGUAGCCUCUGAAAGAUGUGUAACCUUUCGAAAGCCUUUACAUACGUGUACUAUAUAUAUAUCAGACAUAUUAUGUAAAUUUCAAUUUCAUAUUAUAUAGCCAAUGUACAUUAAUCCAUUACAGUUGUGUUCAAAAGGAUUUAUUACUACCUGGUAGUGUGACAAUAUGCCCUAUAUGCCAUGUAUGAGUUAAUAUUCUUAUAGCUUUAUUCCUAUGAACUUACAGCACUAAUCUGUUAAUGCCCUUUCUUAAUCAAACACUAUUGUUGCCUGCCUAAAUAGCUAUGUAAAGUAUAGUACAAAAAGUAAUACUGUUGGAAUUAGUAUCCAAGUGGUAAGGAAAAAACAGUAUUUCAGAAUACACAACCAGCUCUUUCAAUAUACUUUUGCUCUUCGACAUGCUAUAUGCUUCGACCACCUUAUACAGUUAGCCGAUUCAGACUAGACCAUCGUCAAUCUCCAGUGUAUCAUGUCGCCAUACUGUUUUGGUAUAUACCCUUGACACAUUCAAUACAACUGCUUCAUUUUGGAGUCUGAAUUGAAUUGAGUGAGAGAAAUUCAGUGCUAAGUUAAUGAUAGGAGCGAUGGCGGUGGUGACGUCAAUUCACAGCGAAUGGGUACAGGGUGUUUAUCAUAAUGGAUUGCAGAUAGGAUACUGAGGAUUAUUGAGGAUGAGUCUAGACGUACUAGACAUGUUUCAGAAACCGAAAUUACAGACAAUUUCAUCUGUGAGCACAAAGCUGUAUUGAUGUCAGCUUGUUUAACUGGACAGAGACCCAGUGUUGUCAGUGAUGUGGCAAGACCAUACUCCCCAGGCUAGGGAUGGGUAUUGGAGGUUUAAAGUGUAUUACAAUAUUUUACGAUGCACAAGGCUGUAUUGCGAUACAUAUCACAAUAUAUUGUGUAAUUCUAAAUUUUGAAUUCAGAUACAUGAAUGCAUGAAUUGAAGUUCAUAAAUAGAACAAAACAAGAUGCUGGUACAACAUAAUUUACUCAUUCAAGAAAUAAACAGCCAUUUCGAAGUUCGAGAUGCAUGCUAGUGCAGUGAAGGUAUUUGGCAAGUGUAUAACAUUAAACACAUGAUAAGAAAUCGCUGUUUGAAAUUACCCGAUAUGCCAAUCUUUAAGAAAUGAUAUUGUAAUAUGUAUUGUCGAAAGAAGUAACCUCAAUUUACCGGUAAUACGACCACCCUUACUCCAGGGGUUAUGGACCUAUCUACAUUAACGUCCAUGAAUCUUGGCUGAUGUAUACCACUUCUAAAUGCCUUUUGGACUGACAUAUAGUCCCAGUAAUAAAGUUCCCUAGUUUAGGAAUCUAUAUCUACUAAAAAUAUAAUAAGAUCCAAAUGGAGCCUAGAACAAUCCUUGACGCAAUUUAGACUUAGCAAAUUGUAGACUUGAGUUGGGUUCCUUUUUUAAUUUAUUCUCUCGGGUCAGGGAGACAGACUAAAUGCCUUUCAAAGAUCUAUGCCCAUCUCACCUUUACAUUUCUUCUGAUAAUCAAGAGGCAUAUAUGUUUUUUCAGUCUGAUAUGGCUGCAUCCUCUGGUUCUCUACAGCCUACAGUCCCCAUAUUCUGUAUGCAUGUCCUACAUGCAUCAAUGUAUGUGUACAUGCAUCAUUUGAACCACCAUUUUAAAAAUGUGUGUUUGAUCACAUGACUGCAAGUCCAUUGUAACAUACUAACAUUUACCAUUCACCAAUAUUACUUCAUAAACAAGACUACUAACCUGUUUGUUUUUACAUCAGUGCUUAGCAUGUUGAAUUCAUCAAGACGAACCUGAGAGAGGAAUGUUUUGGUUACAGUUUAUGUAUUUGUUAAUUGCGUUAUACAAGGGUUACCUUUGUUUUUUUGUCAGCAUGCACGUUAUGUUCACUGUACUGAAAUUCUUAAUUGCAAAACUUUUAAUUUAAGAUGUUUACACAAUAUUCUGUCAUGUCAAUGCAGCAGAUAAAUAUGGGACAGAUUUUCUCUAUUAUGUUCAUUCUGUAAUGUACUUUGUAUGGGAUAUGGUUUUGUUACUUUUCUUAAAAUUUCUUGAAAUUGAUUCCACCCACCUUGAUUCCGUUUGCUCAAAGUUUAUUGUAUUUAAUCUUCUAUAAACAAUGAAUGCAUGCAUUUUCAAUAUGGUGACAGUGGUGACACACAGGAGCUACAUCCAGGACCUUUAGAUGCUAGGCAUGUAGGAAUGCAGGAUCCAUUGUCAAUAUCAGGAUUCGUUGUCAAUAUCUGGAUCCAUUGUCAAUAUCUGGAUACAUUGUCAGUAUCAAGAUACAUUGUCAAUAUCUGGAUCCAUUGUUAAUAUCAGGUUACAUUGUCAAUAUCAGGAUACAUUGUCAAUAUCUAGAUCCAUUGUCAAAAUCAGGAUACACCAACUUUGAAAUUCUGAGAUUUAUGUGGUAUUUAAGGUGAAGUAAUAUACACCACUUAGGAACUUUUUCAAUACUGAUUUUUAAACUGGUAUCAUUUGGUAAAACAGCUCUUGUAGGUGUAUAUGUGGUAUUGGUAAUAUUGCAUAUCAUGAUGAAGAUCCGGGGUAGAAUAGGUCUUCAGCAACCCAUGCUUGCCGUAAAAGGCAACUAAGCUUGUCGUAAGAGGCGACUAACAGGAUCGGGUGGUCAGACUUGGUUGAUGCAUGUCAUCAUAUCCC